This is a messenger RNA of Colletotrichum fioriniae, 720 nucleotides long. RefSeq lists its product as uncharacterized. The record is from RefSeq and is a predicted model, not a curated record. Gene Ontology annotation, molecular function: zinc ion binding; DNA binding. Lineage: Eukaryota; Fungi; Ascomycota; Sordariomycetes; Glomerellales; Glomerellaceae. Gene Ontology annotation, cellular component: nucleus. Gene Ontology annotation, biological process: DNA-templated transcription.
AUGGGCCCGGCAGCCGAGCAAGACACCCACUUCCUCGCCUCCUUCCGCUCAGACGUCCUCAGCGGGCCCAAUCAGAUCGACGCAGAGUUCAUUCAGUUAUACGAAGGAAGCGGAUACCCGUGGGAUCCGCCAGUUCACUUCUGUCUCUUACAAGACGAGUUCACAGCCCACGAUAACGAAGCCCGGAAAGAAGCAUCUCGUGCGAUAGAAGAAUUAGUCGAGCCUCACGGCCGCAAGCUCGUACGCCUGUAUUUCAGGCACAUUCACCCGGUGCUGCCCAUCCUAUCAAAGACCAGGUUUCUCAGACAGUACUCUGAGGACAAGACAAAGCUUCCUGCCUCCCUUCGCGGGGCAGUAUACGCACUAGCCUCAGUCUUUUGGAAAGCCGAGCCGAGUCUACAUGGCCCAUUCCCUUUCCAACAAUAUGAGCUAGCCGAUCUUGCCACAGACUCUCUCCAGCGAGAACUCGACUCACCAAACUUGGCCAAGCUCCAAGCAUCCCUGCUCCUCCUCCAUAUGACCCCCAAUAGAACAGACAGCAUCGCGCAUCCUAGGACCUGGACAUCAACAGCGCAGGCCGUAGCCGCUGCCCAGAUGAUUGGGCUGCACCAGGAUGCUGAGAAGUGGAAUUUGCCGACGUGGGAAAAGAGGCUGCGAAGGAAGCUUUGGUGGGCUACAUAUAAGAUUUGCGAUCCGAGGAGAGCGUUCCCGAGGACUUAA